This is a messenger RNA of Alosa sapidissima (American shad), 1311 nucleotides long. Its product is annotated as protein CutA homolog. Lineage: Eukaryota; Metazoa; Chordata; Actinopteri; Clupeiformes; Clupeidae. Gene Ontology annotation, molecular function: copper ion binding. The transcript has 6 exons. The record is from RefSeq and is a predicted model, not a curated record. Gene Ontology annotation, biological process: response to metal ion. The coding region runs from base 264 to 791 and encodes 175 amino acids.
CGUUGGUCAUAGCGCAGCUACCUGUCAAAGUAACAAUGCUGGAGUCAGGCUAUGGGGAACUGGCUAACAUUACAGACGCUUGUGACCGUAAUAGACGUUGUUGGAUAUUAAGUUUAUAAAUUCAUUUUAGUUGAUACAAUGAAUAUGUUGAUUUUUCAUGAAAGGACGGCACUGAUCCAGUCUUGUAAACGAGUUGAUUUAGUUCUAACGUUAGCUAGCGAUAAGUGAUAGGUGUGGCAAGGAAAUUAUUCUCCACAAACGACAUGGCAUUCAUUCAUAACGGAAAAAUUGACUGGUGGUAUCAGAGAUGUCCAAAAGAUUCAACAACUCACACGGUUUCUCGGCCGGGGUACACGUUUAUUCUUGGGGGACUCUUGCUGAUGCUUGCCCUGUAUCCUGUUCUGAAAACCUUGAGCAUCCAGCUGCACUCUGCCCUCACGGGGAGUUAUGUGGCUGGACACCAUUCAGUCAUCCUCAUCAACUGCCCCAAUGAACAAGUGGCCAAGGACAUCAGCAGGUCUCUAAUGGAGAGGCGCAUGGCUGCGUGUGUCAACAUUCUUCCUCGCUCUGCCACCAUGUACUACUGGAAAGGUGAAAUCCAGGACGCCACAGAGGUCCUACUGCUGGUAAGGACACGCACUUCUAAGAUCCAAAGCCUCACUGAAUACGUAAGAUCUAUCCACCCCUAUGAGAACCCUGAGGUGCUGAGUUUCCUCGUGGAGGAUGGCAGCCUGGACUACAUGAAGUGGAUCGACGAAGCUGUCCCCGAGAAUCCCUAUAUCCCAUCCUGACCCAGGGAGCCCCAGCCUGUCAAACUGACCAAUCGUAACUAAGCCCCCCCUAUCCCCAAGUUCUCCUGGAGGAUCCCGCCUGUGAAGCAGGGAAUGGCAGUGACACAGAGGAUUCCAGAACUUUUCCCCCGAUCGCAACCUGAAGCAGGAAGUCCCACCGUGUGAGCCUAGCAGUGUCACUGGCAUAGAAGAUUCCAUAACUCAACCUCUGCACCAGAGCCUUAUAGAUUGUUAUCCUCACCUGUUCCAAGUUCCAUCACGUUGCCCUGGUGAUGACUCUGCCACAGAAGGUUCCAGAACUUUAUGAAAUGAUGCAGCACAGUCGUUUGGGCCAAACUGAACUCUCCGGUGCUACUGUUCACGACAUCAUAACUGUGUGUUACCUACGUUCUCUCCAAACUUAACUGUUCAUGACAUCAUCACUGUGUGUGUGUUACCUACGUUCUCUCCAAACUUCACUGUUCAUGACGUCACCACUGUGUGUGUUACCUACGUUCUCUCCAAACUUCACUGUUCAUGA